AUGAGAGCUCUAAUAAGCUACUUGGUGAAAAAGUGCGAACGAACCAAGUACAGACUGGAGGUCAUCGAGAGGAGGUACAAGCUCUUCUCUUGUGGUGUUCCAAUGGUACUUCUCAUGUCCUUAACCAUCAGCAUAGGCACCUUCCUAAUAGAUUUGCAGUACAGAAUAAGGAACACUCGGCAACAGAAUAUUAACAUCCGAGAAAAUAAACUGAUGGAGGAGAAGAACAAGCUACUGAAAAUUUUGAGAGAUUACGAUUGCGUCAAUUACGAAAAUGUGCCCAUCAAGCGUGACUAA
Molecule: messenger RNA, 297 nt
Organism: Plasmodium knowlesi strain H
Lineage: Eukaryota; Apicomplexa; Aconoidasida; Haemosporida; Plasmodiidae
Product: conserved Plasmodium protein, unknown function
Exons: 1
Coding region: 1-297 (98 amino acids)
Source: RefSeq, a predicted model, not a curated record